This is a messenger RNA of Procambarus clarkii (red swamp crayfish), 693 nucleotides long. NCBI's taxonomy places the organism in Eukaryota, Metazoa, Arthropoda, Malacostraca, Decapoda, Cambaridae. The record is from RefSeq and is a predicted model, not a curated record.
AUGGCGCACCUGCCUCUCCCGCCCACAGCGACGCCCGCGCCCAGUAAUGCCAAAAAGAUCCCCAAGAGACAAGCCAAUGACGUCACACAUCUUGUAUACGCAUAUAUGUUUGAGAACCCGAGGGUUAUAACAAAGUAUUCAGAGGACCAAAGGGGUAAGAGAACACAGCCUAAGAACCAAAGGGGUAAGAGAACACAGCCUAAGAACCAAAGGGUUAAGAGAACACAGCCUUAUAACCAAAGGGGUAAAAGAACACAGCCUAAGAACCAAAGGGGCAAGAGAACACAGCCUAAGAACCAAAGGGGUAAAAGAACACAGCCUAAGAACCAAAGGGGUAAGAGAACAGUGAGAACUAAAGGGGUAAGAGAACACAGCCUAAGAACCAAAGGGGUAAGAGAAGACAAUCUGGGAACCAAAGGUGCAAGAGAAGACAAUCUGGGAACCAAAGGGUCUACAAGUGACCUACACAAGUCUACAAGUGACCUACACAAGUCUACAAGUGACCUACAAAAGUCUACAAGUAACCUUCACAAGUCUACAAGUGACCAACACAAGUCUACAAGUAACCUUCACAAGACUAAGCCUCUAAAUGAGUUUCAUACGUGUAUAUGUAACCUUCAAAACCUUCAAGAUUUUGUGUCUCAAGAAGAGAUUAGUGCAAAGGUGGGCCAUAAAUGUUCACCAGGAAGUUAG